GUAAGUUUGAACGAAUCCUGGCAUUGAGCCGGCUCAAAUUUUUUUCAAUUUAUUUUUUAAUAAUUUUCUAAGCUGCCGCAAUGGAAAACGCGACGGUUCCACUUUUAACUCCUGACCAGUUUCUGGAUUACUUACCAGAAAAUCCAGUCAAAGAGUCGUUUGCAAGGGCAUGGAUUUAUAUGACCAACAAUUACACAAAAUUUCAGAUAGCAACAUGGGGAUCCUUAAUUGUUCACGAGGUAAUACUAAUAUUAGUUAUUAGUUUAGUAAUAUUUUUCUUUGGCUUACGGCAUAGGCUAUGGCCAUGGCUAUACUAACUAUAACUUGUCUAUUACUAUGUUAUGUAACACAUUGAAGUAUUUAACACUUAUGUCCGUAUAAUUACCCCAUUUACCCUUUAGUUUUAGUCUUUUGUGUAAUCUUAGAAUAUUUUAAACACAAUUUAGGCAUUUCUGACUAUAGUGUGAUUGUGUACUGCUGGGUAAUCCCUUUUAACGCGAUUUAUUAUAAUUACUUGUAUUGACAUUUAUUUUUACCUCAUGGAACUUCAUUAAAAGUAUUUUUUAGGUAAAUUUGGAGAGAUAGCACCGUGGCCGCCAACUUGGUUGCCUCGAUACGCGAACUUAUGUCCUAACUAAAGUAAAUGUAUCCCUAAACCUAACCUGGACCCUAGCCCUAGCCCUAAAUUAAAUCUAUCCCUAAGCCUAACCUGAACCCUGAACUUUUCCCUAACCUGAACCCUGAACUUUUCCCUAACCUGAACCCUGAACUUAUCCCUAACCUGGGUUUUGACCCUAUCAGCAAUCGGAACCAGAGCUUUGACCCUAUCGGAACCAGAGACAAAACACGCAAAUGACGUCAGGGUGCUCUUCCGUCUUCAAAGAUACAUUAUUAAAGUUGCCCCACUGGAUUUAUCUAGAUUAAAAUUAAAGUUGUAUUUAUUUUAUUACUUUAUUUUAUGAUGUCUAAGUGUCCGAUAUUUCUUUCUAAACCAGUGGUGGGUUUAGACAAUUUUAAAUAUAAGUAUCUCAUGCUCUAGGCUAGGCAUCUUGGAUAUCUGUAGGGCAUCUGUUUUGUUUAAUACUAAUACUUUUUUUAAUACAUCUGCUGUCAUAGCAACAAAGAUGGCGGCAUUGUAAAAAAAAAAAAAGGAAGUGCCUAACAACAAAGGGAAAAGAGGGAAAAUGGAUAGCUUAAAUUUACCAAUAAUAGGAAAGCUGAUUCACAAAGUUUUCUUUGUUUGGGUUUUAUUUGAACUUUAUUAAACUCUAGGCUAGGCAUCUUGGAUAUCUGUAGGGCAUCUGUUUUGUUUAAUACUAAUACUUUUUUUAAAACAUCAGCUGUCAAAGCAACAAAGAUGGCGGCAUUGAAAAAAAAAAAAAAAGGUAGUGCCUAACAACAAAGGGAAAAGAGGGAACAUGGAUAGCUUAAAUUUACCAAUAAUAGGAAAGCUGAUUCACAAAGUUUUCAUUGAUUGGGUUUUAUUUGAAAUUUAUUAAGCUAUGACACUGAUAAUCUCAGACUAAAAUUCUUUUCUUUCAGCUCAUAUACUUUGCAGCGUGUAUGCCAGGCAUUAUUUUCCAGUUUAUCCCUUUCAUGAGACGAUUCAAAAUACAAUCAGUGAGUAUAAAUAAUUAUGUAGAUUGUAUUUUAUUUUUUUAAAGUUAUUAUUACAAAGUUUACAUUGGACAUUUCUGAACCAAGUCUGAAUUUUGCGGUCACUGGCCACCAAUAAGUCUGUCAUUGUUUAGAAAUUUGUUAGCGGCUUCCAGAACUUAGUUCAUCCUGGUGUGUCUUGUGGUCAGAAUUUUUUUUAGAGGGGGCUGAGGUUUUUUAAACAUGGAUCCGUAGUUAACUCUUCUAUCGUUUCACCUAGGCUUAGAGGAUCUUCUUUUACCGUACUAAUGUAAGCUGAUUUUUUUACUUUAGGAUAUUUCUACAAUUUGUUGUGAGCCAGAACAAAGACAAAGAUGCUUCUGUUUAUCCAUAUUCUGAAAAUGAAUGUGUAAAUUGUAAUCAAAGCACACUUCCAUUAUUUGGAUCAAUAACAGAAGCUAAUCUUAUCUUUUGAGAUUUAACAAAAAUAGUCCAAUUCUGGAAAUGUGGGUUUUAUGUUUCAUUUUUUUUUUGCAAUUCUAUCAGAAUCGCCCAGAAACAUUUGAAGGACAAUGGAAAUGCUUUAAACUUUUGAUGUUCAGCCACUUCUGUAUACAGGUAGGUUACAUAUUAAAGUUAUGCAACAUACAAUGCCAUUUAAUAAUUUGUUGAAAAAGGUUCAUUUACAGUAAUUGAAGCUAUGCCAUUAAGAACUACAUUCCUUGGCCGAGGUAGAGGGGGGGCGCUCUCACCCAUUGUAAUUUGUACUUUAAAUGUUGUUGCUGAGACAAAUAAAACUUAGUUACCGGUAUAUGAGUAUUAUCCUUAUUUUUGAAAUACAAAUAAACACCUCCCUCGAAACUUAUGCAGUCAAGCUAACUUUACCAUGGAUAACAUUGCACCACAAUUUACUGCUAAAUGAGAGUGCAGACAAACAAAUAAAACUGGGAGCAUCCAAAAAGCAGUCAAAAAUUCAUUAAUUGCUUAAUACUGCUAAGCAGAUUAUCAGAGCUAACAAAAAAAGAAGAGUGAUUGUUUAAAUGGAUGAGCUAUAGGCUCAUCAGGAACAGGUAGAUGUGUGUUCACACAUGCCCAGACCCCAAAUAUCCUAUUAAUUGGCUCCAAAGACAGAACAGAUCAUAUUCUUUUGCCUGCACACAGGACACAAACAACUUAAUUCUUACCUUAACCCUUUACAGUCCAAACCUAUUCAGCCUUGUCUACUCCCAGCGCCCAAGCAAAGGGACAUAACUCCAUUUUAAAUGAAGGUUCUUUAUCUAAUUAAUUUACAGAAAAUAAAUUAGAAGCAACAAAAUAAAAUAAAAAAUACCUAAAUACAAAGAAAUUAUUAAAGCAAAAGUUAAACCUAAAAAUAGUUUCAGAGACCCUCCCACUCAUGAAAUAGUGAAGCUUCAUUAGGCUUAAGUUCUUUCAAAAGUGUAUCCAAGGCUUAGAUAGCCAUUUUAUACAGUGAAAAAAUCGCGACUUUUAAAACAAAUCAUAGAAAAUCAGCCCCUAAACACACCGCGGUCAAACUAGUAUAAAAAUAAAUGCCGACAACGAGGCUUUCUUCCGGUAGAACUAUAAAUAGUAAUGCGCAAUGGAUUUCCGCUGUGCUAAGAACGAAAGCAAACAACCUCAAAACGGGCGGGUUUGGCCACAUGGGGCUGUACGCUUAAGGGAAAAAUUGGCGCAUUUCGGGCGCAUCGGACUGUAAAGGGUUAAACACAUAAAACCAGAUAUAUAACCCCCCCCCCCUUCCCCCCCAAAUUCAGACACCCAAAUGAGACAGUAACACAUCACCUCAGCCACUGUCCAGCUAUUCAGGACUAACACCUUAAAUAUCUAUCCAAAUACCAGACCUAACUAACACCCAGAAAUAAACAAAGAACAGCUGUGUAGAAUUGACAAAUUCUUCAACAUUGCAUCUGGUUGAGGAUUUUUGAAACCAUGAAAGAAUUCACAUACUUUUUCCAGUAGUUUUUUAAAGUUAUUUUUUAGGUAAAAACAUUUUUUUAUGUUACUGUAAUCCAAUGUUAAAACAAUUAAAUUUGCAUCCAGGGAAAUAACGUAAGCUGUGACCUAUUGAGAAAAACUUCAUGACAUUUUUUUUCGUCCAUUCGUUAUUCCAGUGUUAUCUGUGGUGUGACUUACUAAAUGUGAUUUAAUAGAUCUUUACUUGCUUGUCCUUUAUCUUUAGCUUCCAUUGAUGGCAGGCACAUAUGUUUUCACGGAAUUUUUCAAUAUACCAUACGGAUGGGAAGAAAUGCCACCAUGGUUUGUGUUAUAAAAUUUAAUUUAGGCAGUUUUUUUGCUAAUAUCUGAUAUUAUUUAGGAAAAAAAUACUUUGAAUAUAAUACUAUAUUGACAAAAUUGUUAUUAUAUCCGUCAUAUAAUAUUAUGAUUAUAAAAUACGUUUUUUAAAACACAUGAAUCCAGCCCUAAGGUUAAAUUUUCUUGAGUACUGAUUAAUUCCUUUUAGUUCAUUUAUACGCUUUUAUCGUCAAGCAUUUUACAUAUCUGCUAACCAGUAUACAUGUAUUUCACAACAUUCUCAGGGACACAGACAUUCUUACAUUCUUAAUGACCCAUGUCAUUAACUGAAAUUUUCCAAAUAUAUCAAUUAAUUAAUCUUUAUUAAUUAAUUAAUUUAUGUGUAUCAUAAAUUCUCCAGGUACAAUAUUGCACUAAGAGUUUUUGGAUGUGCAGUUAUUGAAGAUACCUGGCACUAUUUUCUUCACUCGGCCCUUCAUGACAAGAGGAUCUAUAAGCACAUUCACAAAGUUCAUCAUCACUUUCAGGUGUGUGAAUAUUAUUUCCUCCUGGACAGAUUUAAUGAAUAGCGAUAACUGUCAUGUUUCACUAAUAUGGCAAACAUACGUUAAAUUUUUUUUGUAUACGAACUGGACAAAGGGUCAGAGCAAAAAAAAAAUUUUUUUAAAUGUGUUAAUUUUUUUUCUGUUGUCAAUAUAAACUAAUUUUUUCAUGUUAUUUUUACCAUCCUUUGUAGUCUCCGUUUGGAAUGACAGCAGAAUAUGCACAUCCAGCUGAGACGCUAAGUAAGUAAAGCGUUCAAAUCAGUCCUUAAUCUCUUUUAUCAUUAAAUCAUAUUCUAUGUGAGUCUUGAUAAAGGAUACAUAUUUUAAAGUCGUUGCUUCAUUGAAAUAAAAAAAUACAUAAUUUUUUUUGUUCUUUUUAUUAUUUUUGUGGUGAAAGAUUGGUACCAUUCAAGGUGUUAAAAUGUGGUUAAUUAAGUUUGUUUCAGAUUUUUUAAUGUAAAGUACUUCUUUUAAAAAGCUUGUCAACAGAAAUUUUAUAAUUUAUUGCUGAGCUUUCCGAACAUUUUAUAUUGUUGUGACAAACAAAUUCAGUUUUUCUAGUUAAAUCAUAAUUUAAAUCAUUGAUUAUUAAAUCCUCAAAAAUUCAUUAUUGAAUUAGUGAAUGAAAGGAUCAUAAGAUGUUGUGUCAACCAUAUAUAAUUAUCUCAUUAAUACCUUUUUAUAAUUCAUUUUUUUUUUCAUUGCUAUUUUCAACAUUGUUGAUUCUUAUGUUUUCAGUUCUUGGCAUGGGAUUCUUCUGGGGUAUCCUGCUCCUUGCCAACCAUGUAGUUCUCAUGUGGGCUUGGGUGAUGAUUAGACUUUUUGAGACUAUAGAUGUGCACAGCGGUUAUGAAAUCCCAUAUCUUAAUGUAUUCCAUUUGGUGCCCUUCUAUGGAGGUGAGUUGUGGUACAUAAAGGAAAUAGUCAAUUUAUAUGAAAUUCCCUUUUCACUUGAUCCUUAAAUUAAGUUAAACACAGCCAUUAUGAGAACAUUCUAAAAUUCAUAGUUUUAAGGUUUUUAAAAAAUAAUUUUAUAUCAUUGAUUUUAUUUUUGGUAAAUAGAUCAGUAGGUAAAGGUUAAGUAGCUGUUUCCUUUUAACCAUUAUCAGUUUGCAUAAUAUCCCAGACUUAUGCUAGUUUGUAAUAUGAGUCUAUAUUUGGGUUUGUAAUAUUAAUAUGUGUUUGUAAUAUGAAUCUAUGUUUAUGUUUGAUAUAUGAAUCUAAAUUUGUUUCCAGGAGCCAGAUAUCAUGACUUCCAUCAUUACAAUUUUACUGGAAACUACUCUUCUACAUUUACAUGGUGGGACAAAAUUUUUGGCACAGAUCGUCAGUUUAAAGAAUAUUAUGCAAAACUUGAGGGGAAGAAAGAAAAGAAACAAUAACGUAAAGGCCAUAGCUUGGGCACAAAAUUUCCUUCAAUUUCAAUAUUUUUAGCUUUGCACAGCUCAGGAUAAAUUUUCUGUAAGAACUAAGUGUCUCAAAAAUCCUGAAUAGCCCCAUUGCUUUUAAAUGCUUAGCAAAAAUUGAAGCAACAUCCCAUGGUGGAAAGAAAAUUUUAAAUAGAUGGUUACAAAUAAUUUAAAAAAAACAGAGAAUUUAAACAAAUUAAUUUAUGUUAUUAAAUUGACCUUGAUUUGAGAACCGCUGACUAGCAAACCUCAUGUUUUAUUAUUUACUUUAGGGUUAAAUGCUGAAUGUUUUUGAUUAAAAAUUUGUCUAACACAUUGAAAAAAGAACAAAUGGCUACUUAAAAACUCUAAAAUGAAGCUUUGCCUAUCGCUGUAAACUGAUCAAAAGAUGACAACAUGGUGCAGCGAAGACAUUUGGAUAUUUGAACCAGAUCAGCUGGGGAUUUUAAUUGUUUUAAAAAACUAAACCGCUAAUACUUGGUUAACAAUAAUCAAAUUCCAUUAGUUGCUGAAGGCUAAGAAUGAUUCCAAACUUUUUUGGGAAUCCCUUAAGUAAGUGAUGAAGUACUUGAAAUAAAACUAGAAAAUUAUAGAAUGAGAGUGAGCUCUAUAGCGAAAGUACUUAAGUUAGGGGUACCACUUAUUAGCUGGUCUAGUCUGGUUUGAGUCAAAACGUAAAUAUUAUUUUAAACAUUUUAACAUAUAUAUUUAUGAUAUGUAAUUUAUUAUGUUAAUAAUUUAAGACUACAAGAUAGGACCACUUUAUUAAAAAGCUUUUUUAAUUGAUUUGAAAACCACAGAUGAUUGGCUAUGGUUGUUUAAUUUAAUCUUACAGUGAAGAGUAUAUCUGAAUGCUUCCAGUCAAAAGAAUAUUUAGGAGUAGGGUAUUAUUUUGUAUUAAAUGUAUACAAUACUGUGUAUAUAUAUCUAUGUUUUUUUAUAUUAUGUAUGUGUACAUAUAUUUAUAUAUAUUGAAACAUCUAAUAAUGUGCUUAUAAUUUUCUACAAAUUUUUUGUGGUAUGCAUGUCUUAUUUAAGACUUUGAUUUAUAUCUUCCAGAAAUAUUAUCAGUCAGAAUGGUUUCUUUUUUCAGGAACAGUUUUCAGUUAAGAUCUACCAUUAUCAUGGUUAUGUGUAGCACAAAUAAGUUGAAUUUGGACAUUUUCCCUUUGUUCGUGCCUGACUAGUCCUUGUCAAUGUAGUAUUUAUGAGUUGUUUAAAUGGUCAACAUUCAAGAAAAUAUUUUUAGCUUCAGUAAUAUAACACCUUUUUUUUUUCGUUACCUCAUUACACUGACUAAUUAUGAAGUGUGUCCAUUAUUAUUUUGUUAACUGUAAAUUUCCUAUUCUUAAAUGUAAGCAUCUUGACUUUAUGUAUUUUUUAUUGCAAGAUUGAGAAUUCUUAUGAAAAACACCAACACCUUUUAUGUGGGUUGCUCUAUCUUUUUAUAUCAAUAAAAAGUGAAGCAAAGGAAUGCAUCUAAGCUUACUAGGGUGGAAUUACUUUCUGCUCUUGGUUACAAGGUAUUAAAAAACUUACCAUUAUUUUAAAACAUCACAAGAUCCAUUUCUUUGUUUGUUGUCAAGUUUUGGGUGUGUAUUCACUAGUUAUAAGGAAGGAAUACAAAUAUAAAAUUUUUAUGAAGAUAAAUUGUAAAAUCAAUUGUAAUUUAUGAACAACAUUGUCGACAUGAGACCUAAAAUUAUUAAAACAAUAAAUUUCUAAUACCCUUGCCAUUAUUAGUGAGAUCUUUUUUCUAUUUGUAGACUGAACAGUUAAUUGUGGUUAAAUUACUAAUAUUUUUGUGUACGGAUAUUUUAAUGUUGUAAAUGAGUGUGUGAUUUUAUGAAAUAAAGCUUCA
Lymnaea stagnalis (great pond snail) is the source of this 7685-nucleotide messenger RNA. The record is from the annotation of a GenBank genome assembly. NCBI's taxonomy places the organism in Eukaryota, Metazoa, Mollusca, Gastropoda, Lymnaeidae.